CUCAAUUAGUUAAUUAUUAUUGCAAUUGGUCCAGAAAAACAGCAUCCACUGUCUCAAUCUGCAUCAAUCUUGCAUCAAUCUUUAUUGAGUCGAGAUCGAGACAAGCAUCAGGAGCAGCAGUGAUGUCUGCGCAGAGCGGCGCCGCGGCCGCGGUGACGGUGCGGGCCGCCACGCGGGACGACAUGCCCCUCGUGCACAACAUGAUCUAUGAGCUGGCGGCGCACGAGGGCGUCGCUGACGGGCCGAAGCUUUCAAUCCAAGAUCUGGUUUCGGACGGAUUCGAGCAGUCUCCGGCGUGGUUCUUCGUGUUGAUAGCCGAACUGGACGGACAGGUGGCCGGGUAUGCGCUCUGCAACCGCGCAUACUCCAGCUGGACGGGGCGCGCCGUGUACGUGGAGGACCUGUGGGUGUCGGAGCGGCACCGGCGGCGCGGCGUGGCGCGGGCGCUGCUGCGGGCGCUGUGCGAGCGCUGUGCGGCGGAGCAGGUGACGCGGCUCGACUGGCACGUGCUGGAGGACAACGCGCCGGCGCUGGCGCUGUACGCGCGGCUCGGCGCCCGCGACCUCUACCGCUCCGAGCGUCGCCUGGCGCUGCGUCUGGACGAGCCCUGCAUCUUGGCCGUCGCCGCGGGCCACCUGCUGCCGUCCACUCCACCUCAGUCGGGCGCCCAUAUAUUUCCUCGUUUCGAUUAAUGAAUUUAAACAGAAGAACUUCUAAUGUCAAUGAAUCGUUUACUUAUAAUACAUAAUACAUUUUAUGACA
Messenger RNA from Bombyx mandarina (wild silkworm), 762 nucleotides. RefSeq names its product thialysine N-epsilon-acetyltransferase. Gene Ontology annotation, molecular function: N-acetyltransferase activity. The record is from RefSeq and is a predicted model, not a curated record. NCBI's taxonomy places the organism in Eukaryota, Metazoa, Arthropoda, Insecta, Lepidoptera, Bombycidae.